This is a messenger RNA of Peronospora matthiolae, 2469 nucleotides long. Lineage: Eukaryota; Oomycota; Peronosporomycetes; Peronosporales; Peronosporaceae. The record is from the annotation of a GenBank genome assembly.
AUGUACCAGCCGGCGCCCCCACCACACACGGCACCAGGAUUACAAUACGACCGUGUGCCGGAUACGCGACAGAGGAAGCUGGGCAUCCGACCUUUGGAUGGCAAGGAUUUGUAUCAAGGUCUUGGAAGUGGGAUUUUAUCGUGGGGCAAGAGAUUUGUAAGGCAGAUCAUGUUCGCGGAGCGAGCAAGUGGUUUCCAGUGGAGUGAAGACGUCAAAGAAGACGUGCUAGGGCACCACUUGACCGGUAUGGCCGAGCGAUAUUACUCCCAACAGGUAGAGGGGUGGUUUGAAGAACAGCCGACGCCAGAGCAUGCGAUGCAGCGUCUACUUCAUACGUUUGCGACCAAGAUAACUCCCGCACAACGUAUGAAGAUCUUUACAGCUACCAAGAGCUCCAAGCGAAGCUGGACGGAGCAUUACCUGUAUUUGGUGGCGGUGAGUGAAGCGUGUGGAGGUGCCGACAACCUAGUUCAAGACAACAUUGUGCAUUACGCUGACCCGAAUGUGAGGGUGUCGAUAUUAGCGAGGUUUAGCCGCACGCGCAUAGACUAUUUGCAACAGGCGGAAGAGCUUGCGCACUUCGCGCAGUCAACUGAGGUCGAACUGCGCGGGAAGAAUAUCAGGAAGGACGAGGUUGACACCGUCGACAAUGGGCGCCGAGCCUAUCCCAAGACCCGAACAUACAAUCGCAAGGACCGUCGAGAUAUGCGCACGUGCUACAAUUGUGGAAAGCCAGGACAUUUAAAGAGAGCGUGCCCCGAGGGCAGUGCUGAGGCAAGAGCGACGGACGAUGUUGACUUCGUUUUGACCAUAGGCGGAUCAAGUGUCAAGGAAGAUUACUGGAUCCUCGAUAGCGGAUCGAGUCGACACCUAGUUAAUGACGCUUCAUUACUGGAAGACCCCGAGAAACACACCAGCGAGUUCGUUGCUGCGGAUGGUGGACACCUGCGCAUAACGAUGCGUGGAAGUGUGAUUAUUGCGACGACAGUACUGGGUAAAAGAACCAAGGUGCGCUUAACGGAUGUGUACUUCGCAGAAAACCUCGAGAGAAACAUAAUUUCGUAUGGACUAUUGGAGAGUAAAGGGUGUGGAAUAUCAUACCGGGGCGAACUAGAUACGACGGGACGUGACGUGCUGAUGUCAGCACUUGCACAACACGAGGAGGACGUCGGACAAGAUGUGCAGAAAGGAUCGCUAAUGCACUUUCAUAAACGGCUUGCGCAUCUUAAUUACGACACUAUAAUCAGGAUGACCAAGGAUCCCGCAUCAGGAAUACAGCUAACGGAUGAGCUGCGGGCAAACUGCUUGGCUUGCGCCCAAGGGAAACAGACCAAGAACCCGCAGUCUCGAAAGGACACUGGAAGAAACGCACCAAUCGACGUGAUUGGAGGAGUUAUAUGCUCCGACUUGAAGGGACCGAUGGCUCCACGGGACAGGUUGGGCAACCGCUACUUGGUGAAUUUUAUCGAUCAUCGGACUAACUACUGUCGCGUUUUCUUAGCAAAGUCCAAGGAUGUCGCAGCUCAGAGGUUCAAGCACUUCAUGGCUUUUUUUGAGCGACAAAUCAAUUGUCGCAUUCACGUUUUAAGGGCGGACGGUGGAGGAGAAUACAAGACUUUGGAGCUAUUCUGCAAGGACACUGGCAUUGCGCGCCAGGUGAGCGAGCCACGUAAUCAAGCAAGCAACGAAAAAGCGGAGCGAAUGCACCGCACCAUUAUUAACAUGGUGCGGAGCAUGCUACUUGCUUGUGGAUUACCGUUAAGCUUCUGGGGAGACGCCGCGGAAUAUGCAGUGUAUAUUCUUAACCGGAGCCCGAGCAAAGCGAAUUUGGGAAGACAAUUACCAUUGCAGAUGCUUACGAAGAGCAUCCCAGACUUGAGCGACAUAGUGGCUUUUGGCUCGCCAUGCACGGUCCAUAGAGAUGCGAGUAACAAGUCGCUGGGAGAGCGUGGAAAACAAGGCAUCAUCAUCGGCAAGAUCGAUGAAAUGAAGGGCUACAGGGUUUAUUUGCCAAGGGAGAAGACCGUCAUCGUCACACAGCACGUUCGAAACGUGGAGAUACUGACCAAGGAGCAGAAUGCGCAGUUACGUCGCGUACAUCCAACGGUGAAAGAUGGAGAAAAUGGCGAGCGUGGCGGUUAUGCGUCAAUGAAUAACUCAUUACCGGUUUCAAGAGAAAAAAGCAAGGGACGAGGACAAAGAAAACCCUGGACGCGCGAUGCGCACAUGACCAGGACGGCGGCGCAAAAGGUAUGCAGAAACGAUGAAGAAAGUACUCGGUCUGGUGAAGAGAUUAAUAGCGUGAGGGAGGCGGACCCGAAGAAUUAUGGGCAAGCCAUGAGGAUUGGGCAGAGGGAAAAUUGUCUUACUGCCAUGUCGGAAGAGCUGCAAGCGCUUGAAGACAACGGAGUUUGGUUGGUCGUAGUGCCACCAAAUAAUAGUCACGUGCUGCACACAAAAUGGGUCUAA